AUGGCCCUCCGGGCAUUCCACGAUAAUCCGUGUAUCGGCGGUUUCGGUGGUGAAAGUACAGUCGCUAUUCGAUCCUCGGAAUCUGGGGAUGAUCAUGAAGAACGCUCAAAGAGUGGGGACGCUUUGUGUCAAAUCAUCAAAGAACUCGUCGACAAUGCUGUCGACGCUUGCAAAAGCAAAGAUGGUGGGCAGCGAGUGAAGGUCGAAAUCUUUCCCUACGAAUAUGAUGCACAAAUUUUGAAGAUUCAGGUUUCCGAUACCGGAGUGGGCAUGGAGGAUAUUCAGAAAUCUGUGGAGGCAUUUGAAAGCAGCAAAGGCCGUUCCAAGAACAAGACUGCAGGAAGAUAUGGAGUCGGAUUGACACUUUGCAUGCUACACGCACAGCGACUAGUAUCCAAUUCUUAUUGCUGUAUUACUUCCGCCACAAAAGAUCAAAAAGCUUACACUCGGGCGUUCUUUGUCGUGGACACGGAUGGCAACUCUGUGGUGUGUAAGAAGGUCGAGAAAUUGGAAAAGCCCUCAUCCGACGAAAGUGGAACCUGUGUCAGCGUGCUUGUACCAGGUGGUGCCACCGCUGAAACGGCUUGGCCAAGAGUUGAGAACUAUUUUACUCGGUUUCAUCUUCGUCCAAUGACAACAAAUGCUGGUCCAAAUUUGGAGGUAUUGGCUCCCACCCUGUCUAAACAGCCAAUCUUUGUGAUAUCGCCUUCCAAUAGAGUAGAUAGCGGGGUAGAUGAUGACUUGGUAGGGGCGGGCGAGGAGCAAUACGAAGAUGAUCUCGAAGACGAAGCGAACAACGAUUCUUCUCAACGUCAAGGCAAACCGCUCACACCAGCUCAGCUACGACUGGAGGCUCAACGCAAGGCAGCUUUCCAUGCAGCACAAUCACUUUUUGGAUGUAACGUAAAGCUUGAAAAUGUUGCGCAUGCUGUGCAGCCCAUUCGAAUUCCCAAUAAUAACAACAAGAAAGGAUUGAUGGAAGCUCCGCCCAAACUGGAAGUGGACAUCAUUGUCCGUCCAGACUGUACAGAGUCACUGGUAGGCAAAGAAGAGCCUAUUGCGACACUUCGACUGAUCCGUAUGGUGAACUCGGUUCCCAUGCUGGAUAGUGCUGAAGGUUUUGGAUGUGGCCUUGUCCAUGGACUAGCCAACAAGCUCAUUUGGGCUUCCUUUGGAUUGCAUGUUACACAAUCCAACGAACGGAACGAACAAUCCUGGACACCACUGUUCGAUGUGAGAGAUAGCGACCAGGUGGCAUCCUUCUUUCAACAGCGACAACAUCGACAGAGUGACGAAAUAAUUCGGUCUACAACAGAUGGAAAUUGCGUGGAUGACGAAAAGAAGACUCCUGGAAAUAAUAAGCGAAAGCAACGAUCCAGCGACGCGGCAAAUUUGCUUCCAGCAAAAGUUCGAUUAGGUGACAUCACUGUCGUUGUCAGGAUUCAGGCUGCGCCAACCACGAUGCCACUUCCUACACUAUCCAAGGGCCGUCUCCCGUUGAACCACUCCCACAUUGACGUAGCGCUUCAGCGUUGCCUUCGAGAAAGCUUGCGAAGUCUUCAAAAGACGAAUACUCAACUUUUGUUGACACCAACGCAGCUACGGUCCACUGUACGAGAAGUGCGGUAUAUCCCAGCACUUGCUCUUGCGGUAUCACAAAUUAUAUCUCGGGGCGCUGACUCGGAGGGUUCUCAGCAAGUUCUUGACGAUAUCCACCAUUGGAGGAAUCAUCAUCGAAAUGAUAAAGGCAAGGUUAGGCACACUGACAUCUCGGAUCUACAUCUCGGAGAGGCUACCAUUUGCACUUUCACAGAGGAAAGGUUGCGAUGUAUGCUGGAAGCCAAACAAGCAAGGAUUCAGGAACGAAAGGUAAAGAAAUCGCGUACUGCACAUGUGCAGGUUGAAGAAAAUGAAUACAGCGAUCUCGAUGAAUCAGAUGAUGGCGAUGAAGAAGAGGUUGUGAAUUAUCCUCGGGCUGCUUCUUUGCAUGAUGAACCGUCUGACUUUGCGGAAAUAUUUCAGAAUCCACCUUCUGUUUGUCCUAGCAGCCCUGAGUGUUCAAGUGCAGCAAUAAAUGAAACUCCAGAGAAAGCUUCCCAUCGUGGCAGUAGUCCACAGCAUUCCGUUGUUGAUGAUGAUUGGUGGUAG
Cylindrotheca closterium is the source of this 2148-nucleotide messenger RNA. The record is from the annotation of a GenBank genome assembly. Lineage: Eukaryota; Bacillariophyta; Bacillariophyceae; Bacillariales; Bacillariaceae.